AUGAUUAUUGAUGCCCCAGGUCAUCGUGACUUCAUCGAGAACAUAAUUACCGGUACUAUUCAAGCUGAUUGUGCUAUUCUGAUUGUUGCUGCUGGUGUCGGUGAAUUCGAAGCUGGUAUCUCAAAGAACGGUAAAGCCAGAGAACACGCCCUGUUAGCUUACACUUUGGGUGUAAAACAGUUGGUCGUGGCAGUCAACAAGAUGGAUUCAACAGAAGCACCAUAUUCUGAAGCUCGUUACCAAAAAAUCAAGAAGGAUAUGUCCGACUACAUUAAGAGAACUGGGUGA
This is a messenger RNA of Trichobilharzia szidati, 288 nucleotides long. Lineage: Eukaryota; Metazoa; Platyhelminthes; Trematoda; Strigeidida; Schistosomatidae. The record is from the annotation of a GenBank genome assembly.